Messenger RNA from Tetranychus urticae (two-spotted spider mite), 2941 nucleotides. RefSeq names its product Rhesus blood group-associated glycoprotein Rh50 (gene Rh50). The record is from RefSeq and is a predicted model, not a curated record. Gene Ontology annotation, biological process: ammonium homeostasis; ammonium transmembrane transport. NCBI's taxonomy places the organism in Eukaryota, Metazoa, Arthropoda, Arachnida, Trombidiformes, Tetranychidae. Gene Ontology annotation, cellular component: plasma membrane. Gene Ontology annotation, molecular function: ammonium channel activity.
UUGAUUGACUUAUGUUACUUUAGUUGAAGUAAAGCCUGAAAUUUCCUUAACUUGACAAAUGUUUGCUUCUUAAAGCUUUGAUAAGAUUAUUUAUAAAUAUGGUUCAGUUCAAUGAAAAUCAAUAGUUUAUCAACCUUUUUCAACUUGCAUUUUAUCAUGAGCUAUCAAAGUUUAACAAUGAGACUGUACAUUAAACAUUUAAACGUUGAUCCUAUUAAAGGUUUAAAAUCGACAAUCAAAGGUAUUUGAUCAUUUUCAAAAUACCGUUUGAAUAAUCAAUUUUUACCUCAAAAUAAACUUGGGUUAAAAGGAAAAGAAAGGUUUUAAAAUGAGUGACUAUUUAAAUUGGUUAAUUGAUUAUUCAUUUUUAAAGCAUACAAUUAAAUCUUAAUAGCCAAUGUUUCAAUAAUGCAAUUAAUAAUUGUAAUUGCCAUUUUACCCAGAGAUUAAUGUAUCCGGUUGUUAUUUUUUUUGACGUUCUCACAUUGGAUCAUCUUUGCAAACCAUUUUCAAGUUGAGUUUACUGGUAUAAAUUUGAUUGUAAUUAUGGUGCAUCGGAAAAACAACAUUAUCAUGUUGGACUUUGAAUGUACAAUUUGAUGGUUGAUUGGAAUGUUUGAUCAUUAAUUGUGAUUUACCAUGGAUAAUAAUGGACUAAUGAUCAGAAGCCGGACAGAGGCUAAUAGUGUAAUGUGGAAACGGGGUAAAUUAUGUUUUACAAUAAUAUUGUUUCAAACGAUUGUUAGCAUAUUUUUAACAUUGUUCAGUGUUUACGAUGAAACAGCCGAAUCAUCUAAUCGGUUAAACUCCGUUUCUCCAGCUUUUGGUGGCCUUGAUCCGCAAAAUAAUCCAAUCCAAAGAUAUUUACCUCAUCUUCAAGAUCACAUGGUUUUAUCUUUAAUUGGUUUAGGCCUUUCAUCGACAAGUUCAUCAACCACAAUGUUAUCAAGUCUAGGCUUUAAUCUAUUGACAUUUACCUUUGCCUCUUCAUGGGCUUUACUUUGGCCUCAUUUAAUUACACCAAUUUGGGAAGAUUCACCUUCUAAAUUACAAUCAUCUACAUCUGGAUCAUCUUCUUCUUCCAUUUCUUUUUCAACAUUCUCCUUCCUUUUCUCUUCAUCACCAGCUCCAGCAACUUCACCAGUUUCAUCCACAUCACCAUCUUUAUCAUCUCCAUCAUCGAUUGAUGGAUCCAUGGAUAAUUCCUCUUCUUCUUCACUAUCAUCCAUUUUAUCAUCGCCUUACAAACACAAAGCUCCACUAAGCCAAACAUAUUUCCCAAAAUCUCACUCUUCACUUCCAUUUGAUUCAAAUUCAUCAAUGAAGCCAUCUAAAGCACGACGAUCAAUCCAAAUAACUCUCGGAAUCAACUCAAUCCUUCGCUCAGCUCAUUAUGGUUUAGGUGUUACUUUAUCAUUGGGAAGUCUUCAGGGUAAAGUUAGUCCUUUACAAUGUUUAAUCUUGGCUGUUUUCGAGGUUCCAAUUAUAUCUUUAAUUGAUUACAUCUUAUCUUUAUGGCAAGUUGCAGACGAAUCCGGUGGAUUAGUUAUCUAUGUAUUUUCAGUCUACUUUGGUCUAGGUGUUUCUGCUAUAAUUUGUCGAUUUACUCAGGCAACUCGAAGAAAAACUCAACACUAUGAUUCGGACCGGGAACUGUCAAUCCUUUUAGGAACCAUAUUUACUUAUCUCACAUUUCCAACAGUUACCAGCUCCUAUUCACUUGGUGAUAAGAAACAUCGUUUUGCUGUCAACUCUUGGAUAUCUGUAACAGCCUCAUGUUUAUCAGCUUUUGCAGUUUCCUCACUUCUUGAUUCAAAUGAUCGCUUCUCAGUUCGCCAUAUACGCAUUGGUUCGGCGGCUGGUGGUGUAGUUGUAUCUAUUGUAGGCCAUUACAUGCUAUAUCCUUACACUGUUUUUGUCUCUGGUAUGUUUAUUGGUGGUCUAUCAAUUGCAGCUCAUAUCUAUAUAAAUCCCUAUUUACUUCAUCGUUUACGCAUCCAUGAUACUCUUUCAAUGCAUGCUGCUUACGGUAUUCCAGCAUUCAUUUCUGGAUUAGCCUCCAGUGGUUUUGCCUAUUUAGCUGAUGAAAAUUCAUUUGGCUUAGCAUUGUACGAAUUGCUUCCUGCUCGAGCUCCACCCAAAAAUUCAAAAGAUCUUGAAGAGAUUCAAGUAAUUUUACAUCGAGUCAAUCCUGGAUUAGGUCGUUCUGCUCGUAGUCAGGCCUUAUAUCAACUUUUUGGUCUAUUUUUCAUCUGGGCAACCGCUGUGAUUACUGGUUUACUAACUGGCCUUUUAUUGGUUCAACCUGUUUUCGAUCCUCCGGAAAGAAUUGAAUUUUUUCAAGAUAAUAUCUAUUGGGUAUUGUCUGGUGAAGGUGAAGACGAUUUCACUCAUGGAAGCCUUUGUGAAACGGAAACUAAUCCAGAAGAUGUUCCUCUCAGUGAUCUUCUUGGGCGAAACAUCAGCAGAAAAAUAUCAAGAUGUUCAGCAAGCUUGAAUCUAUAGGAUAGGAAAAAAAUGAAAUGAUUAUUAAUAAUAUUGUCCUCAUUUUUAUAUGUUUUAUGAUUAUUGGAGCAAAUAUUUGGCCAAUCCAGUAUUGUAUUAUUAUAAUGGUUUAAAAUUAAUACAGAUGUAAUUUUGUAUUUUUUAAUCCAUUCAAUUUAAAAGUUUCAAGUUUAUAAUAGAGAGGAAAUGGAAAAAAUAUUGAAUUGAAAAUUCAAUCAAUAACUAUUAACCUCCUGAAGAAAAUAGCUAAAUUAUCACUUUAAUGACCAGAUUAAUAUUAAUCAACAAAUUGUCUCUACAUCUAGCUUCAUCUGUUUAUUAAGAUGAAUUAAUUUCUCAUUGACUGUAAUUAGCGUCAUAAUUAAUCAGACAAAUCCUAGGUAACCAGGUAAAUCAUCGGCAAAUAAACUUAACUGGUUUAAUGAAGGAAAAACAA